Molecule: messenger RNA, 2167 nt
Organism: Erythranthe guttata (spotted monkey flower)
Lineage: Eukaryota; Viridiplantae; Streptophyta; Magnoliopsida; Lamiales; Phrymaceae
Product: alkane hydroxylase MAH1
Molecular function (GO): heme binding; monooxygenase activity; iron ion binding
Source: RefSeq, a predicted model, not a curated record
CAGAUGCAACAUAAAAUUGAAUUAACGGAUAGCCACAAUUUUUUUUCAAAAGUAGCGUACAGUAUCUCUAUUUAAUAGUGUACACACACUACACCAAUUGCAAGAGAUUCCAUAAUUGAUUCCCAAAAAAAAAAAAAAAAAAAAAAUGAAUUAAUCUUCACAAAUGGCAAUAUUCAUCAUCGAAUAUCCCGAGUUUUUCUUCAUCUUCGUCCCUUUUUUCUUUCUCUACCUCUUCCGCUGCAUAAGCGGAAGGUGGAAAAAGAGUUCGUCGAAGCCGACGAACUGGCCGCUGGUCGGGAUGCUGCCGGCGGUUGUUCAGAAUCUGCACCGCAUACACGAUUACGCAACCACAGUUCUAACCGAGUGUGGCGGUACUUUCGAGUUCAAAGGCCCCUGGUUCUGCCACGUGGACAUGGUUGUCACAAGCGACCCUGCAAACAUCCACCACAUUUUCAGCAGAAACUUCUCGAACUAUCCGAAGGGCCCCGAGUUCCGAAAGAUGUUCGAAAUCUUGGGGGACGGAAUCUUCAACGCCGAUUUCGAGUUGUGGGAGCUUCACCGGAGAACCACUCUUUCGAUGCUGACUCACCCCGAAUUCCCGGAUUUCUUGGAGGUCAAUGUUUGGCACAAGGUGCAAACCGGCCUCUUGCCGGUUCUCGAUUAUUUUGCGGAAAACGGAGAUUAUUUCGAUUUGCAGGAUGUUUUCCAGCGGUUAACUUUUGAUGGUAUUUGCAAAUUAGUGCUGAACUACGAUCCAUGCAGCUUGUGUGUCGACUUACCCUACAUUCCGUCGGAAAAGGCAUUCAACGAUGCCAUCGAGGCGCUACUGUACCGGCACGUACUUCCCGAGACUAUUUGGAAGCUGCUCAAAUGGCUGCAGAUAGGUACGGAGAGGAAGCUUCUAGAAGCGUGGAAGGCGUUCGACGAAUUCAUAUACCCGCUUAUCCCUAAUUCUUCGAAAGAAGAAAGCGACGAUUACAACAUGUUGGCGUCUUUUCGAAAGGCGUACGAAGAGAAAUUAUCGACCGGUUUGAGUACUACUACAACAACUACGGACUUUCUGAGGGACACUGCGUUGAGUUUGAUGCUUGCAGGUCGAGAUACAACGAGUACUUGUCUGACGUGGCUUUUCUGGCUAAUCGCUACGAACCCUUCAACCGAAACGAAGAUUCUUGAAGAAAUCGAGACCGAAUUAAAUCUUCAUCAAGAAGACAAGAAAUGGAGAUCGUUCAGUGUGGAAGAGUCGCGAAAGUUGAUUUAUCUACACGGGGCUUUGUGCGAGUCUUUGAGGCUAUUCCCUCCGGUGGCUUUGGAGCAUAAAGCUCCGAUUGAACCCGACAUUCUUCCGAGCGGUAAUCAACUAAAACCGAAUACUAAAGUGAUAGUUUCGUUCUAUUCGACCGGAAGAAUGGAGUCGGUGUGGGGAAAAGAUUGCUUGGAGUUCAAGCCAGAGAGAUGGAUUUCGGAUAGUGGCAGGACAAAGCACGAGCCUUCUUACAAGUUUCCGGCAUUUAAUGCCGGACCAAGAACUUGUCUCGGCAAAGAGAUGGCGUUCGCUCAAAUGAAAAUGGUGGCGGCUACGAUUAUAUAUCGUUACAAGAUUGAGCUUCUGGAAGGUCGUGGUUAUCCGGUUGUUUCUCCUCGUGACUCCAUUAUACUACAAGCCAAACAUGGAUUGAAGGUCAGGUUAUCUACAAGAAAUUAUUAAUGUCUGAUUAACUAAAGAAGCUGUCGAAUUUGGUGUUUUGUUUUAAAAUCAAGAUUUGGUGUCUUAGCAUUGUAAAUUAUGGUGUAAGAGAUUUAUAAUUGAUGUAAGGGCAAAUUAUAACCUUGAGCCAUAUGCUGAAAUUACGAAAAAGUCUCUCAUGUUUGGGUAAUUACAACUACCCCUCAAUUAUGUAUUGUGAUAUGUCAAACUUAUCUACUGAUGAAGGAGGGUUUAAGGCAAUACACAAUUGAACGAGUGGUUGUGCUUAUCAAAAAACGAGCGAUUUCUUUUCGUAAUUUCAGCUUAUUUCGAGAGUGACCGUAAUUUGUCCGGAAUAGUAAUGUUUGUGGUCGGUGAUUGUGUGGUGUGAAACGUUUCAAGAUAAAGGCACAUGUGAUUGAUUGCCUUUUACAUCAGUAUUUCAGUUCUAUGAAUAUUUGCUUGAGAUUUUGAAUUCAA